Molecule: messenger RNA, 963 nt
Organism: Serendipita indica DSM 11827
Lineage: Eukaryota; Fungi; Basidiomycota; Agaricomycetes; Sebacinales; Serendipitaceae
Source: the annotation of a GenBank genome assembly
AUGGCCUCGAAGCUCGAAAUCCCAAUGAUUAAUCUCUCUGAUGGAUAUCUGAUGCCUGGUAUUGGUAUCGGGCGAGUAGUGCUUGUUUGGGGGACUUCUGAGCUCAUCUACUGUGAAGAUGCUGGAUGGGCGAACCAGGUGGCCACGAAGAAACACAUCGAUACCGCUGCGUAUUAUGGAAACGAGGGGGCUGUUGGAGAGGCUAUUCGAGAAUCUGGAGUGCAUCGACCAAGCAUCUUUGUCACAACCAAACUCCCGGGGUCGGGUCAUGGCAACGUUAUGGAGGCCUUUAACAAAAGCCUUACGGCCUUGGGAUUGGAUUAUAUUGACCUCUACCUGAUGCACUGGCCUAUGGCGAACGAUCCUCAGACCGGUCGUGCAUUGAAACCAGAGGAAAAUCCGACAUUUGUUGAGACAUGGAAGACGAUGGAGGGCCUCCUGGAGACCGGCAAAGUAAAGUCUAUUGGAGUCUCCAACUUUAGCAUCAAGAAUCUGGAGAUCCUCUUCUCAAAGACCAACCUAAUACCGUCUGUAAACCAGAUCGAAAUACAUCCUUGCUUGCCAAAUUUUGAGCUUGUUGAGUAUUGCAAGCAGAAGGGUAUUGCCGUUACUGGUUACACGCCCAUGGGUCGGCCCGGUGCCCCGUUCUACACCGAUCCUUUAUUCCUUUCUAUUGCUCAGGAGCAUAAUAUUACUGUCGGACAAGUCUUGCUGGCCUGGCAGGUCCAGCGAGGUAUUGCUCCGCUUCCGAAGAGUAGUAAUGAAGAAAGAUCUAAGCAGAAUAUCACGCUCACCAAGCUCUCCGACCGCGCCAUGUCGCAAAUUAACGAAUUCCACAAACAGCCAGGGAUGCACCGUACAUUAUGCUUUGCCAACUCGGUGAAAAAUGGUGGAGUGUUUGGCUGGACGUUUGAGGAACUCGGCUGGGACCUGGACGAGCGAGGAUACGGGCUGCCGAAGUGA